UUGCGGGGGUCUCGAGUCCCCAACAGCUUCCGUCCCCGGGCCCGCGGUCUCCGGGCCGCGCGUGCGCACAGCGCCGUCCGGCCUGCGGGCGGUGGGCUGGGAGGGAGGGCGGGCGGGGCGGUGGGGGGGCAUGGGGAGCCCGGGAGGGCGGGGUGCAGCGGGGACCAGGGCCGGGGGUCGCGUCCGCCGCGGCGGGUCUUCCGUUUGGGCUUCCGCUCCGGGCCGUCAUGAAGCAGCGGCGGGCUAGGUCGCAGCGGGCGGCUCGGGGGCGCCACCAGGCCGGCGGGCAGUGUGUCCGGGGCCAGGUCCGCGUCCCCGGGCGGAUGACGCUGGAGCCCGCGUCCCGAGGGCCGCCGAAGCAGCUGCGGGAGAAGCUGUGGACGCCCUGGCACGGGCUCAUCGUGAUCGGGAAGAGGAUAGAGCUCCUGGGAAGGAACACGCCCAGGGCGCGGAUGUGGGACAGCGCCUUCGAUGCGGAGUACUGGAGGCUGGAGAAGGAGAAGUCGGGCCCGAGCGCCGAGAAGCUGGAGCUGAAGCUCCUGCACCGCCUGGCCAGCGCACUGCCGCCCUCGGCCGACCUGGACAGCGACAGCCCCGAGCGGCCGGAGCCCGAAGCCCAGAGUGCAGCGCCCCGCGCGGGCUCCAGGAAGAGCUUGGGAGACAGGCCGAGGGUCUCCGUGGACUCCGGGCAGGAGCUCGGCGGCGAGGACUUGAGGACCGCGGGGUAUACACAGGGGCAGGACGAGCACGAUCACGAGCGGAGGCCCAGUGGGGAGGAACGGAGGCUGAGUGGGAACGAGGGGGCGUGGGUGAGUGCAGAGCGGCCGGGUGGGGACGACGGGACGGAGGUGACUGCAGAGCGGCCGGGCGGGGACAGGGGGGUGAGGAAGAGUGCAGAGCGGCCGGGCGGGGACAGGGGGGUGGGGAAGAGUGCAGAGCGGCUGGGUGGGGACAGGGGGAUGAGGAAGAGUGCAGAGCGGCUGGGUGGGGACAGGGGGGUGGGGAAGAGUGCAGAGCGGCCGGGUGGGGACAAGGGGACGGGGAUGACUGCAGAGCGGCAGGGUGCAGACAAGGGGAUGAGGAAGAGCUCAGAGCGGCUGGGUGCAGACAGGGGGAUGAGGAAGAGCUCAGAGCGGCUGGGUGCAGACAGGGGGGUGAGGAAGAGCUCAGAGCGGCUGGGUGCAGACAGGGGGGUGAGGAAGAGCUCAGAGCGGCUGGGUGCAGACAGGGGGGUGAGGAAGAGCUCAGAGCGGCUGGGUGCGGACAGGGGGGUGAGGAAGAGCUCAGAGCGGCUGGGUGCGGACAGGGGGGUGAGGAAGAGCUCAGAGCGGCUGGGUGGGGACAAGGGGAAGACGAGCAGGGAGUCGCUGAACACGGGCAGGGUGAAGUCGAGGACCAGCGCAGAGCUGCGGGGCUCCAGUGGCGAGAAGCUGCGGAUGAACGUGGAGCGGCAGGGGUCGAGCGCAGAGGGGCUCAAGGCCGAGCGGCAGGGGUCCAGGCAGCGGAAGGUCUCCAGGUUGGGGAGCAUCGAUGAAAGGGAGUCCGUACGCGUCGUGAUCACCAACCCUAACGUGGAAAUGGCGCAAGAGGACUUGGAAGAGGUCGAGGAAGCUCUAGAUGGGAUCUCAGAAGGGGCCGGAGAAGAGGGGCCGGAAGUUGAAAAGGAGGAGGCGGAAGUUGGGGAGCAGCAGGUGGAAGUGGAGGAGCAGCUGGCGGAAGUGGAGGAGCAGCUGGCGGAAGUGGGAGAGCAGCAGGCGGAAGUGGAGGAGCAGCUGGCGGAAGUGGAGGAGCAGCUGGCGGAAGUGGGGGAGGAAGGGGCGUAUGCUGGGGAGGACAGGGCCAGUGUUGUGAGGGGGCUGGGAGAUGAGGAAAAAGAAGAGGUCUUUGAAAAAGAAGAGGAGGGAGAGAAGGAGGCUGAGCAGGGACUGGGAGCUGAGGAGGUCAUAAGCGAUGUGGAAGACAUGGCUGACGAAGCUGUUCCUACGGAAGAGAGAGGUUAUGGCGAAGGUGCUGCUGAUUGAGGCUCAGGGAGACUGAAGCUAAGGAAGGAAAGGGAAGCAGGGGACAUGGUGCAAAACAAACAAAAGCGAGAGCCCAUCAGAGCAUCGUGGGCCCUAAACCGGUUAAUAGGAGAGCCUCGGAGGGAGGAGGGAAGUCCCAUCGUGUUGAUUUGAUGGAGGAGAGCUGGGAUGGAGGGGCUUGUGGGGAAAUGUUUGAGAAAUGAGUCUGGGAUGGACAGGAGGGCUGCGGUGGGGUAUAUUAUUGAACACACUGGAGAAGGCCUAGUGAGGAAGCUGGGAAGUCACAGCAGGAUAAAGGAGAGAUCAUAAGGGCUGUGAAAGAGGAUGCAGCCUGAGGAGAGCAAAGAUGACUUAUGCAAGAUGACCCUGAAGAAGAGAGAGAGGCUCCCAAGUGACAAAAGCAAGCGAAGAGACAAGAAAAUUAAAAAAAAAAAAAGAGAGAAAAAGAAAAGAAAAAAAGAAAGGAGAGUUACACAGGAUAAGAGAAGAGACACAGAAAUGCUGCUCUGACAGUCAUGGAGUUGGCGUGGGCGCUGUCCGUGGUGCUGCUGUGGUGUGGUGCUGGGGACCAGACCCAGGUCUCAGGGCUCUGCCUUCUGUGUUCAUCCACUGGAUUCUCCAAGUGCCAAGAAAUCGUCACAGGAGGUUUGCGCAGGCAUGAGGUCCAGACCCAGCAGCGUCUGGCAUGUGCGCCUCUCAGCAUGUCUGGCAUGGCGUAUGAGUUAUGAGCCAGACAGUCUGCCUUUGUCUGUGGCUGUAUCCCCUUUUCUCCUGGGACAGCUGAUUAAACCCACUGAGGCUACAAAGAAACAGCGACUCGCAGAGCCCUGACAGACGGCGGCCACCUUGUACUGCAGGUGGGACCUGGGCCUCCCCACUUCUGCCUGGCAGUAUCACAGUUUCAGGGAGCUGGCGCCGCUGCCACCACACCCACAGAGAAGGCGGCUCAGAGGCUGGGGACAGAACUGCACUGGCGUGGGCCUGCAAGAUGCAGCUAGUUCUCUGCCUGUUAGCAGACCCCCGGAGCAGCCCCGCCCACAGCCCCCUUCAAGCCAGACAGCCCCAGGCCAGUGUGUGGGUUCAUCCCUGAGAGCCCGGCCUGCCUCCCAGCCCACGGUCAAUAUUGACACAACAACAGCGCAAGGCCAGAGCCAGGGAGCUGAGCAAGGGGCCUAGGUGCCAUCUCCCUCCGAUAGCUGCCCCAGUGGGUGCCCAGUUCCAGGCUGUUCCCUCGGCCCCUGUGACCCCAGGGAGUCCCAGGGAGGGUGGCCCGGGCUGUGGCCUCUAGACUGUCCCAGCUGUGUGUGUGUCCCUUUCUCUUCUGCUCUCAGAGUCUCAGAGGCCCCGGCAGGAAGGCCAGAGCUUGGCCCCAGCCCUCCCGGGGGCCUGUCAACGCUUAGCUGCUCACUCCGUGCAGCCUGCAGGAGGUGGGGUGACCGAAACGUGCCCAGCCGGCUCCCGGGGUCACGGUUGACUGGUGAUGGAAUGGCCCAGCCAGGGGACAGGCCACCUCAAACACAGCCCCCCUCCGUCCCCACCCCCCAGCCGUGGCAGGCAUCCGAGCGUGGCUCAGAACAUUCCCUUUUUCCUGUCCAAGAGGGGUGGGGGGACCCCACGAUCAGAGUGCGGCCCUGACCUCCAGCCUCACCCCCACAGGACCCCGGGAGGCCGCUGUGUCGCCUUGGGAUGCAGCACCUGGCACGACCCAGACAGUGGCAAGUGCAGACCGCCCCCAGCCCCCUACUGCCGGGCGGGUGUCUCCCCACCACACGCGGGCCCCAGGACCAGGGCUGAGGGGGACGCCAGGAAGUCACUGAUGUGGACCGGCGGAAUGUCUUUGUCCUUUGUAAAAGUCAACACGCGAUCUGUUACCGAUUGGGAUGU
Erinaceus europaeus (western European hedgehog) is the source of this 3905-nucleotide messenger RNA. RefSeq lists its product as uncharacterized. The transcript has 5 exons. The coding region runs from base 228 to 2021 and encodes 597 amino acids. NCBI's taxonomy places the organism in Eukaryota, Metazoa, Chordata, Mammalia, Eulipotyphla, Erinaceidae. The record is from RefSeq and is a predicted model, not a curated record.